Molecule: messenger RNA, 852 nt
Organism: Symbiodinium necroappetens
Lineage: Eukaryota; Dinophyceae; Suessiales; Symbiodiniaceae
Source: the annotation of a GenBank genome assembly
AUGCCGGUGCGAACCAUGUUGGCCGCCCUGGCCUUCGCACCUUUGGCCAUAGCAAGGACCCAGGCAGCCGCCAAACCUGUCAGCGAGGUCGUCGACAUGCUGAAGGAGAUGCAGACCACCCUGGAGAAGGAGCAGAAGGCCGAUGAGGACAUGUACGCCGAACUCCGCGGCUGGUGCAAGGAGAACAACGACGUGAAGAGUGUCGAGGUUUCCGACGGCCAGGCGCGCAUCCAGGAACUCACGGGACUGGCUGCCGAAGCCAACGCCUCGGCGCAGAGCUUGGCAACUGAGAUGUCGGCCCUGGCGACGGAGGUCAGCGAUGCCACCGCCGCAUUGGACGCUGCACGGGUCCUCCACGGCAACAAGGUUGACACCUUCAACGACAACGAGAAGUCCCUGUACAAGGACAUCGAGGCUGUGGAGGCUGCUUCCACGGCAAUCAGCGGCGGCGUGCCGGCGUUGAUGCAGAUCCCGGAGGGACGCCUCAAGGAGAUGAGCGCUAAGCUGCAGGAUGCUGUGACGAGGCGUGCCCAGCGCUUGGACAACACACUCUCCGUCCGCGACCAUGAGCGCCUCGAGGCCUUCUUCCAAGAUCCAGCUGGCUUCGUGAAAGGUCUGAGCUUGAUGCAGGCGCCCAUUGGCGGCGAGCUCGCAGGCAUGUUUGAGGCCAUGAAAGACGACUUCAAUGUGGACCUUAAGGCCUUGCAGGACGAGAUGGCGAAGGAGCAGAGCACCUACGAUGAGCUGAUGGCCUCCAAGAAGGAGGAGAUCAAGGCCGGGCCGUUUGAGGGGCAUUUCGGGUGCAGAGGGCUUAGGGCCGCGUUUUCUCAGAGUUUGCCGAAACCUUUCUAG